AUGCCCGGUGUUAUCCAAAACUGGCCCGCAUGGAAGGAGUUCGGCGUGAAGCCCGACGAAAGCACGCGGGGCGCCGACUUCGCCAAGGCGAAAGCCGACGUGAUCGCUGAGUACGGCGAAGACGCCCUGCGCCGGAGCUGGCUCAAAGUGUGCGAGGACCUCAAAGCCGUGACCGACGACCUAUCCACGCUCGGCACCGCCGCGAUCCCCACCUUCCACAUGGACACGAUCCGCGCCCAUGGCCUCUCAGACGACGAGCGCGCGCAGGUCAAGUCGCGCGGGUGCUGCGUAGUCCGCAACGUGAUCCCCGAAGCGGAAGCGACCUCGCUUUUCCAGGACAUGAAGACCCUUGUGGCGGCGAACCCGGGGAAGGUGCCGGGGUGGCCGAUCGAGUCGCCGGCGAUGCUGCGGCUGUUCAACUCGCCGACGCAGAUCGCGGUGCGCACGCACCCGGACCAGAUCCAGCUGCAGCGCACGCUUAACGCGCUCUUCCACGACGCGACCCGCGAGACGAGCCCCGAGCCGCUCAGCUACACGGACGCGGCGCGCAUCCGCGAGCCCGGGCAGGCGUUUCUGGGGCUAGGGCCGCACAUCGACGCCGGCAGCCUGUGUCGCUGGGCCGACCCGCAGUACCGCAAGGUGUACGGCCACAUUCUCUCCGGCAGCCCGGAGAAGCACGACGCGUUUGACCUGGGGAUCCGCAAGACGGCCGACCAGUUCUUGUUCAAGGCGAACGCGCACUCUGUUGUCUUCCGCUCGUUCCAGGGGUGGACGGCGCUGACGCCCGCGGCGCCGGCUGCGGGGACGCUGAUGCUGUACCCGAAUAUCUCGUCGGUGAUUGCGUACGUGGUGCUGCGGCCCUUCUUUUCGCCGCCGGCGGACGGGGAGGAUGUUAUGGAUGCGAGCAAGUGGACUUUCGACCCCGAGUCCAGCUGGUUUCCCGGGACGAUGAAGGAUCAGAGCCAGAGGUUGAGUCCGAGCUCGCAUCCGCACCUUAGGUUGCAGGAGUGCCUCACGUAUAUCCCGCGGAUGAACCCGGGCGAUACGGUCUGGUGGCAUACGGAUAUGUGCCAUGCUGUCGACCCCGAGCACAACGGCAAGGAAGAUGCCAGCGUCGUCUACGUGGCUGCCUGCCCUACGACAGCGAUUAACAAAGCUUAUAUCAAGACCCAGUUACAAGCUGGUCUUCUCGGCAAGGGACCGCCAGACAGUCCGAAUGUGGAUGUCGACGAGAGGGCUCUGAAAGGGUAUAAGGGGUUUGAUGGUGUUUCGGCCGAGGGUAAGGCCGUGUUGGGGUUCAAUUUACUUUGA
Messenger RNA from Hypoxylon fragiforme, 1311 nucleotides. RefSeq names its product DUF1479-domain-containing protein. The transcript is spliced from 2 exons. Bases 1 to 1311 code for a protein of 436 amino acids. The record is from RefSeq and is a predicted model, not a curated record. NCBI's taxonomy places the organism in Eukaryota, Fungi, Ascomycota, Sordariomycetes, Xylariales, Hypoxylaceae.